This is a messenger RNA of Eurytemora carolleeae, 1808 nucleotides long. RefSeq names its product sodium-dependent phosphate transporter 1. Gene Ontology annotation, biological process: phosphate ion transmembrane transport. Gene Ontology annotation, molecular function: phosphate transmembrane transporter activity. The transcript is spliced from 14 exons. Lineage: Eukaryota; Metazoa; Arthropoda; Copepoda; Calanoida; Temoridae. The record is from RefSeq and is a predicted model, not a curated record. The coding region runs from base 21 to 1178 and encodes 385 amino acids. Gene Ontology annotation, cellular component: membrane.
UAGGAAGUGGAAUAUGGCAAAUGGUUGCCUCCUUCUUCUCCUGGCCAGUAGCAGGAACACAUUGUAUCAUUUUCGGACUUCUCGGCUUUACUGUUACUGCUAAAGGAACUGAUGGUAUCAAGAACACCCAGGCGUUUAUCCAGAUAGUUUAUAUGCUCUUCGUGUCCAUUAUAGUCAGUAUGGUCGCUACUGCUCUUGUCUACUAUCCUCUAUACAAAUACUGUAUCAGAACUGGUUCUCCCUUCAGUGGCAUAAACAAGAUUGUUUAUAGUAUUAUAACCGGUUUAUCAGUAGGAAUUCCAGUUUGUUUCAUAAUUCUGCAGUCAAAUAAAGCUUUCGACAUUUUCAGCAAAAUUUGGCCUUCCACGGACCAGGACACGUGGAUUGUCAUAGGUAUCGGACUGGGUGUAUCCUUUCUUGUUACAUUGCUGGCAAUAUUUGUAACUCUGCCGUAUCUCAAGAACUGUAAAGGAGACUUCAAGCUUGAUGCAGAUAUAAGGUUCUGGACGAAGAAGAAGACGGAGUUGCUGGAAGCUGACAAGAUGAAGAUGAAGGAGGAAAUGAACGGGAACUUGUGCCCCGAGGCUGGAGAUACCAAGGAGGAGGAGGAGGAGGAAAAGGAGGAAGGAGAUUCUCCGGAGAUAAAAAGAAUAUUCAGACCUUUACAAAUUAUCUCAGCAAUGACGAGUGCUCUAGUCCAUGGAGGGAAUGAUGUAGCGAACUGUAUUGGUCCUUUUGUUGUCAUUUAUUUGGUUUUCCAGGAAGGAGUUAUUGAUGAGAUUUCAUACAGUUCUCCCUUCUUGAUCUCCCUGUGGGGGGGGAUUGGAAUAUCUCUGGGUCUAAUCUUCUAUGGGAAGAAAGUUAUAAUAACUAUGGGAUCUGGAAUCAGUUCUAUGACUCCCUCUCGAGGGUAUUGUGUAGAGUGGGUUGCUUCAUUAGUGGGAUUAAUCUUUACAGCUACAGGUUUAAUGAUCUCCACUACUCAGUGUAAAGUGGGAGGAUUAAUAGGAGCAGGGUUAGCUCAGGGUUUGGUGGAGACAGGGUCUCCGAGAGAAGCCUUGAAAUAUGUCAAUUUUAAAGUUUUAUCAGGUGUUCUCUUCUCCUGGAUUCUCACUAUUCCCGUCGCCUUUGGUCUCUCUUCAGUCAUCUUCCUUCUUCUUAAAUACGUUCUAUUGUAACCAGUGUGUAUCUCAUGCGUAUUGCGUAGAGUUACAAUUGCGUACUGCGUAGAGUUACUUAUCAAUUAAUGAGAUUUCGUCAUAUUACAAGGUGUCUCAAAAAAACAUGGGAAGUAGCCGUCUCUGACUUAAACAAAUUGCAUUUUUCCAUUAUUAUUUUCUUAAAACAGGGCUGACUUUGCACCUGCAAAAUUGGUACAAAAUUGUCUUAUUUAUCUUAAAAUAUUAAAAUAGACUAAACUAUAUUAAACAUCCAAUUUUCCGUUAAUUUAGAAAAGUACACAUUAUCUAAUAAGACAUUCAACCUUUUUUACCUUCGGAAAUCUUAGAAUCGAUAGCUUUUUUUGCCAUUUUAAGAGACAUUCGGUCUAUGAAUGGCGUACUAUUGUAAAAAAGUAAGUGUACUUAUGAAUUACACGUCACAGUUGACCAAUUAUCCUUUGUGGGUAACCUUAUGCAUUUAGGGAGAGACGCAUGACUUAGUUAAUUGUUUCGCAUUUUAAUAUUUUAUCCAGGACAAAUUAUUGCAAAAAAUCCUGGAAAUAUUUUAUAAUUGUGAAUACAAAUGUUUUAACGUACAAUAUGUUAUGUAAUCUCUUCUAAGCACAAAUAAACAAAACGUUAAUUAGG